AUGUCCCAGCCGGCUGAGGAGGUCGAUGAAGACGACGUUGUCGGCGCCGCGAGCGCCUCAGACGCUCUCGAGGUCCCAACCGCGGGCGACUUCGACCUCCUCGGAGACGUCGACGAGGAGGUCGACUGUGGUGUCCUCACGGGCAUGGCGGUCUCUCUCGCUAAGGAGCUCCGCCACACUAACGUCCGAGUUAUCCACAAUCGUCAGGAGGUUGUCAAGAGCCUUGCCGAUAAGGCCAUUAAGCUUUCGGACGUUAUCUUCGGCGUGCUUCUGCUCUGGCUUAAGCGCAACCUGCUAUGCAUCUUGAGGGGUGCUAACCACCUUAAUAGCAUCAUGCAAGGUCAUGAGUACGCGGGAGAUGAGCGUAACCCGCAUCUCCUGCGGGAACUCAUCCAAGGAAUCAGCCUAAUCCAAAGCUUCACGGACUCGAGCGGCGCCGCGGUGAUCAGGGUCAACCUGAGCCGCAUAGAGGUGUACGAGAAGUACCAACGCCUCUUGGCAAUCUUCUUAACGACGAUACCACCAACCUUACGAAACCACUACCGUUCGUUCUCGCUAUAG
Molecule: messenger RNA, 561 nt
Organism: Colletotrichum scovillei
Lineage: Eukaryota; Fungi; Ascomycota; Sordariomycetes; Glomerellales; Glomerellaceae
Exons: 2
Coding region: 1-561 (186 amino acids)
Source: RefSeq, a predicted model, not a curated record